AACUGAUUUAUUUACUCACACCAAAUUAAAAUUUAAUGAAAAUUCAAUUGGAUUUUUAUUUGAUUUAUAAUUACCCACAUUCGUGUUUCGCCUUUUGAAAUAAAUUGUUUUAAAUGAUAAAAAUUGUAUGACGGUAAAUUUUUACCAGAUAUAAUUGUGAAGUAAAGACAAAUAAAUACAGAAUUUACUAUAAACACAUUCUAAAAUUAAACUGAUCUUAACAGAGAUGUGACAAAGUAAAAACUUGAUCGUUGAUGCUUAGAUUAUUUCACCUGGUAAACUAAAUUUCCCUCUAAGGGUAAGGUAAGGGUAGGGUAAGGUAAAAAAAGUUCCCACGAUUAAAUAUGAUCAUAAGACAAUAUCCAAUAUUUCACGACUUUCGUUUGUAGGCUAACGAAUGAGUAAUUUAGCUUUCCCCAUCCGGAUCGAACCAAUUUUAUGUUUGUUUUGCACAGCUUUCUACCAAACCAUCUUCUUCAAACGGAUGUUAAGGUACGAAGCUAAGUAGCUACCAACUACUUUAAUAUCGCACAUUGUAAGCUGAUGCUUGUUUCCACCAUGUGUGCCGAAUACAUUACAAUUAAAUCAGCUUUCAAUUGGUUCUUAAACAGUUCUUCGUUGGUAUGCUAGAAUAUAUUUUAUCUGAAAAGAUCGCAGAAUGAAGAUUGCUUCCAUUAUACACCAUCCACUACGGUCAACUUCAUUUAAAAAAGGCACAAUUUUCAAUCACUAUGCAAUGAAAAAUCGAAAAUAUUCCUUCACCAAACGGUUGAUUUAUGAAAAUUGGAAAAAAAAUUGCAAUCAAUUCCCACGUUCGAUUCCGAACUCAUUAUCGUUAGUCAACACAAUUUCCGUACCGUCAGUGUGCUGUUCAUUUUUGCCGGCAUGGAAAAUAACAUACAACCGAAAAAUCGACAGCCAAUUUUGUUGUUAUUUCGCCAAAAAAAAAAGUCGCCAUGCUUGUAAGGUUUCGGUGCUACGCGUACAGGUCCAAUUUAAACCCCAAAACCUUUUGUUUGUUCCUUUUCCACUCGGUUUGCUGUACUCACCGCAGCAUUAAUCAUCGGGUCCUGGCGCCUACACUUUAUUUCAGCAAGCUCUAAUUAAUUGUCUGUAUCUUCUUUUUUUUAUUGCAGCUUCCCGGGUAGCAAUCAUCCGAACCGAACGACCGAACACAAGUUGAGAACGAGAGCACCAACUAAUUUUAGUUACUAAAUUCGUUGCCGAUGGUGCGACUAGCGGAAGGAAGCGAUCAAACCGAAAGGAAGCAAGUCUUUAACCUCAAACCCACACCGAAGCGUUUUAAACCUCGUACGAAUCAGUUACGUCCAACCAAAACACAGAAUUGAGUUGUUGUUGCCCGAAAGGAUACUUCUAAAACUUUGAAACAGGGCGAAACGUUCUAGCUUCAUCAUGGUAACCAUUAGACAUCUAUCCCGGCCGAUGGCACUCGGUACGAUACUGCUGCUAGUACUGGUCGGCAUCUAUCCGGCGCAUUCAUCAGGAAUCACUGAAAAUCACACCACCACCUCGCACCCGAACGAGCUGGAGGAAUUUGAGAGUGCCUUGACGGAUUACGUGGGUGAUUGGUUUAGCCGAAAUUCAAAGGAUUUAAUUGAAACUGCGUUCCCGAAAGAACGGUCCUCCGGGCCAAGCAACUCGUCCGCAUCGCUCAGUAACUUUGACCGUGCUAUCAUCAAGGGAGUAGCUCGGUUUCUUGGUACAGCCGCAGACGUUGCUCAAAGCCGUGCAUCGGCAAAGGCACCCGAGACGGGACGAUUGUUUUUCUUCAAAGGGAUGAAGAAACUGCUCUGGCCGGUCAUGAUAGGACUGCAGAUUGUUAAAACCGUUCUGAUUAUGAUGUUCUUGCCAAGCAUCAUCGGUUCACUAGGCAAGAUAGUGGGCAAAGGGCUCUCGUCGGUUUCGGGGCUGUCCCAUCCAGUGCAGACGGUGGACGACUUAGACUUCAAGGAUACCACGUCAUACAAUGCGGAUCAUGACUUCGGCAUGAAUGAUGCUUAUCUGCCUCCGGAUGAUGCCCACCCAUCGGGGACGAGCUACAACUCGAUCGUUUACGAUCCGGCGGCAAUGGGUACCCACAGUAACGCAGCCAACGCUCUAUCACGUCUCGGGUAUGGUGGUGGUCGUGUUACAUACGUCGGCCCAUCCAUGGCCCAGGCAGUGAACCGACGGAAGCAACAAUCGGCAAAGAAUGAUUUUAAAAUAUUCCACGAUAUUCCGAGCAGCAGUUUACUCUUGACGAACUACGAUCCGUUCUACAGUCCGCUGUUGUCCCGGCUGGAUGCGAUUUUUGCGCAAAUGGGACUAUCCAACAAGGAGGAACAAUGCCGACAACGGCUCGUCUGCCUAAUGUACGCCAAUCCGGCGAAAUAUGCACCGUACAGUAAUCUCAUCUCGGCGCAACUGAGCAGGGAACUGGAUGAGCUUCGCAAACCGACCAACGAUAAUCCGGACAUUCUGCGAUUCUUCAAGUACAUGAGGGCGGCCAAAGAUGGCCAGGACGGAGUGGACUGCGAUGCACACUACAAGGACUGCAUCGGUUACAAGGAUCUAUCGAACCCGGCCAUGGUUACCACGUUCAACGAUAUCAACAAACUGGUGCAUGCCCGCAAACUGUAGGAAGACCGAUUUGAAAAGGAUAGAAAGAUUUCAAACCCUCAAACGCCAUCCGCCCAUACGGCCAAUGGAGGAUUGUUUAUUCUCCAAUAUUUGCCCUCUACCACUUUCACGGCGUGCAACACAAUUUUGCAGCUGAUAAAACAAACGCGAAUCAAUUUCCAGGCCAGCUAAUUCAUGCUGGCACACGAAAGCAGAUGGUGGCGGGUACAGUACGUGAAUGAAUCAUCGCUUAUUUACUUACUACACUAUGAAGUAAAUGAAGCUUCUCUUCUCUUACUAACUGCAACUGCGCUGGGCAGUUACUAGUGGAACUUAAAUGGCUUUACCAAUCCUUCUUUCCCUACGGAAAUCCUUACUCUUCCAAGAAUAUUGAUGCGUGAAUUUAUUUACGAAGCUAUUUAUUUAUUUAUUUAAAUUAUUUAUUUAUUUAUUUAGAGCUACUAUUUGACGCUAUUUAGUUGGGGAAGCGUAAGUUGGAAAAAAAACUUGUCUGUUUGCGCUAAAAUUUAAAGCGUUGUGUACAGGUUGUGUAUGUAGUUAGUAGACAUGUUGGCCACCCAUGUUUGUGGGUCUCGAGCGAAAGAAGAAAUGUGCACCGUGGCAUUAUAAUUAAGAAGAACGAUGAACUAAACAAUGAAGCAUCCGUGAAAACGUGAAAAAAUGGAAUGUUCUACCCUUCCCGGUGAUGGCGAUUCCACCGAGUGAACAGGAGCUGAUGGUUGAAGGACAAAGUUUGAACGAAAAAAAAACAAACAAACAAACAAACAGCAUCAAAGUAGAAUAACAUAACGAACGUCAGGGAUGUGGCUUUUCGGUAGGUAUCGUAGCACACUCAACGUUGCAUGUAAAAUAUAGUAGUCGUUCAAACACAGUGACAGAGACCGAACGGAUGCUAGAAUGUAGGAUGGGAUUUGAGCGAAGGUGUGCUGUUAGCGUGUAGAGUAAACGAGGAGAAAAGAAUGCCGAAUGUUCUGUGGAGUAGUGGACGCACACGAGCAGUCGAGAGAACAAUAAAGAGUCUCACGUGAGAAGAUGCUGCUUUUCA
Messenger RNA from Anopheles funestus (African malaria mosquito), 3685 nucleotides. RefSeq lists its product as uncharacterized. The transcript is spliced from 5 exons. Bases 1414 to 2640 code for a protein of 408 amino acids. The record is from RefSeq and is a predicted model, not a curated record. Lineage: Eukaryota; Metazoa; Arthropoda; Insecta; Diptera; Culicidae.